UAUUGCAACCUCAACCGGGUGCCGGCGCAUAGUCUCAUACGCUUUUCGCUAAUUUCGUUCUUGUUUUUUUACAUUGCCGGAAGAGUGUGUCCGCAAGGUGGAAGGAAGGUUUCGCGGCACUCGGGAGCGACGCUGCGUAUCGUAAUGCACUACAGGCCUCGAUGAACAAGGAGUACCUCGAGUAUACGAAUGAAAGCAUUCGCGCGCCUUUGAGCCAACUCGACUCCACGAGGAAAGCGGUGUUCACGAGUGUCGGGGACUGCAAGCCCAUCCGGGACUUCUACGUGCAAUGCCUCCAAGUCUUCUGUGACGGUACCUUACAAUGCAUGAACGGCAUCUGGUUCGCAGUGUGGAUGGUGUGCGGGAUGUUCACCACCCAGAUUGCCGUAGGCUUGAAGCUCUCCAAGUACCUGAUGAAGAUGGACGACUACCUCUAUGAAGGCGUCGAAGUCGAGGAGUCGGUGGAAAGUCCAGCGGACGACAAGUCUACGGGUUUCAGCGUGAGCUACGCGCCAAGGCGGCCUGUUAAGGAUCCGUAA
This is a messenger RNA of Dermacentor andersoni, 539 nucleotides long. NCBI's taxonomy places the organism in Eukaryota, Metazoa, Arthropoda, Arachnida, Ixodida, Ixodidae. The record is from RefSeq and is a predicted model, not a curated record.